AUGCCCGAGGCAAAAUCGCCAAACGACCGACUUCUCUCGCUGUUUACGGCAGCGGAGGAGGCCAGACAGCGCGCUUUGAAAGCUUACCGCGAUCUCGCUGACCUUUCCAACUACCCCCUAUGUCAGAUUCUAAGUUCCGGAUUGCACGAUAUCCAGAAGCCUCAUGCUGCUCUUGAUGACUUCUUCGUCUCGAACUUUGAAGACCUUUCAAUCGUCGGGUACUACAUCUCGAACGCAAUGUUGAAGGGUGAAGGCGAACUUGCAGCCAGAUACGCGCAGAUAAUCAGCACAGUUCGUGGAACGGAGUUGUCACUGAGAGACAAGGGUUUCGAACGAGAUAUCGUUAAACUUCAGUGGCUAUCCUGGAAUCCAACUUUGGUAUCAUACCACCUAGAUGAGGCACAAUCAGAGGUUGAUAUCAAUAGAGCCAAGUUCGAGCAGCUCCGGAUCCUUCAUCAACAUGUCUCGCAGGGUUGCGACGAUAGUUUUGAGACCAUGAACAGCAUAUUUGAUCUGGAAUCGGUGUUCUUGCACGAACACACCCGCGCAUGA
Aureobasidium namibiae CBS 147.97 is the source of this 552-nucleotide messenger RNA. RefSeq lists its product as uncharacterized. Lineage: Eukaryota; Fungi; Ascomycota; Dothideomycetes; Dothideales; Saccotheciaceae. The coding region runs from base 1 to 552 and encodes 183 amino acids. The record is from RefSeq and is a predicted model, not a curated record. The transcript has a single exon.